Equus quagga is the source of this 830-nucleotide messenger RNA. It is a transcript of the gene PRXL2B, whose product is annotated as peroxiredoxin like 2B. The record is from RefSeq and is a predicted model, not a curated record. The transcript has 7 exons. Lineage: Eukaryota; Metazoa; Chordata; Mammalia; Perissodactyla; Equidae. The coding region runs from base 74 to 679 and encodes 201 amino acids.
GACUGGUCUACCUGAGGCGGAGAGGGGCGGCGGACAGGGGGCCUGCAGCGGGGAGCCGGCGUGGACCGCGGCCAUGAGCACCGUGGACCUUGCCCGCGUGGGCGCGUGUGUCCUGAAGCAUGCGCUGACCGGGGAGGCCGUGGAGCUGCGGAGCCUGUGGCAGGAGCAGGCGUGCGUGGUGGCCGGCCUGCGGCGCUUCGGCUGCAUGGUGUGUCGCUGGAUCGCCCGGGACCUCAGCAGCCUCAAGGGGCUCCUGGACCAGCACGGAGUGCGCCUAGUGGGCGUGGGGCCGGAGGCCCUGGGCCUGCAAGAGUUCCUGGACGGUGGCUACUUCGCGGGAGAGCUGUACCUGGAUGAGAGCAAACAGUUCUACAAGGAGCUGGGCUUUAAGCGGUACAACAGUUUGAGCAUCCUGCCGGCUGCCCUGGGGAAGCCCGUGCGUGAUGUGGCCGCCAAGGCCAAGGCUGUCGGCAUCCAAGGGAACCUGUCUGGAGACCUGCUGCAGAGUGGAGGGCUGCUGGUGGUCACCAAAGGUGGUGACAAAGUGCUGCUCCACUUUGUCCAGAAGUCCCCGGGCGACUAUGUUCCCCAGGAGAGCAUCCUGCAGGCCCUGGGCAUCUCUGCGGAGGUCUGCGCCAGCGCGCCACCCCAGUGUGACGAGGAGGCGUGCACCAGGUGAAGGCCCCAGACCUCCGAGGAUCGGAGAGACGUCUGCUGCCCAGGGCUUGCUGGGAGUCGGAUGUGAAGACUCGUUCUGGAAUCUCUGGGCCGGGAUGCCAAAUUCUGCCUGGCUGAGGGCAGCAGUGAGCAUUAAACGUUGGUUUCUGGCA